Messenger RNA from Pseudozyma hubeiensis SY62, 1482 nucleotides. RefSeq lists its product as hypothetical. NCBI's taxonomy places the organism in Eukaryota, Fungi, Basidiomycota, Ustilaginomycetes, Ustilaginales, Ustilaginaceae. The coding region runs from base 1 to 1482 and encodes 493 amino acids. The record is from RefSeq and is a predicted model, not a curated record. The transcript has a single exon.
AUGCCGACGGCGAUCAAGUCACCCUUCAAACCCUUCGCUGCCGCCGUAUCGAAGUACGUCACUUCCCACAAAGCGCGAGUCGAGUCUCAAAAUGCCGCUGCAGGUACUGCCUCGGGUCCCUCUGGAGCUGAAGUCGACGCUCACGUCGCCAGCACCCUACCUCGCAAGCAGAAACAUCUCGCCAAUGACAGCCUCGCCGACACACCGGCAGUGCAAGUCGACGAUCAAGGUCGAACGCUCGGACUCGAAGACCCUCAAGAUCCAGCUCUACAGCCGAUACCCACCACCGUGAUCCACGCCACGGCUCGUCCCAACAUCGUCCCCACUACCCCCGUCACCGACCCAGCGCUGAUCGCCAAAGUCUCGUCCGCAACGUACGGCAAGCAAACAUCCAUCCCGCUAUUCCCCACCCCAGCGACCACCGUCACCAGUAAUGUCGAUGUCAACCAAUAUGGAUUCGUCGAUCCGCGCACGUACGCCGGUACCUCCUUCGAUCUCGUCGGUGAUGGACUUCACGAACCGCUCAACGUCAUCGUCUCCUCCCUCUCCUCUCCCUCCAUCUUGACCAAAAAGGGAUUUCAGAACUACUGUCGAUCUCUGGAUUUCGACAAGGAGUGUCUCGGUCUGCACGCCGGUGGCUACCAGAAAGCCUACGUCGAUCCCCGAGGCUGGCUGGACCAGAACUUCAUCUACCGCCAGGUGUAUACGCCGCUGGAUCACGUGUUCGGCACAUGCAUCGAAUCGCUCGUCGGCGGCAACCACAUCAGAGCCUGGCAGCAGCAGGGUUCCGGUGCCUGGUUCUUGGCGACGAGCAAGGAGAUGACCGCGACCAAGAGUCACAUGAUCGUGCCCGAUGGGUACAAUGUGGGUAGGGAGGAGCUGGUGAAGCAGGCGUUGGGAAAGGCGAAGGAUGGCAGGACGAGCUUUAUGUUUACGAGGUAUGUGACCGAGGUGAUGUAUGUGGCUGGGUUGAUGCCGGAGGGUGUGCAGGGUGUGAACCAUGAUAUCAGCGUCGAUGGGUUGACCGCGGUGUUGACCGUGACCGUUGUGCCGGAGAGCGGGCUUUUUGGGAAGAAGGAUGUGAAGGAGGUUCCGCAGAAGCAGGAUCGGUUGGCGACGGAUACAGUGGCCGCGAGUGCUGCGACACACCACUCUGAUCACCAAGCUCGCCUGCGUCGAACAUCGCUCGCAAAGCGAUUCAGCCUGAGUCGUGCUCCCGGUCGUCGUCAAAGCGAGGAGCAGCAGAGCACGUCGCCGCCGGUCUGGCAGAGGCUUAGCAGGAUGUCCGUACCCAAGGGUCGGCCUGCCGAUCAAACACCUCGAGGUGAAGCUGGUGCCGAGAAUGGCACUACCGCUGUGCUUUCGGCAGAUGUGUCGGUUUCCACUCUUGCAGAGGCCUCUGAGCCUGUCGCACCCACAUCCGACGCUUCCAAGGCCCAUCCCACGGGUCUCCCGAUUCCUGCACCAGCCAUCGCCGCUUGA